Lodderomyces orthopsilosis Co 90-125 is the source of this 2844-nucleotide messenger RNA. RefSeq lists its product as uncharacterized. Gene Ontology annotation, molecular function: ubiquitin binding. The record is from RefSeq and is a predicted model, not a curated record. The transcript has a single exon. Gene Ontology annotation, biological process: double-strand break repair via homologous recombination; protein deubiquitination. NCBI's taxonomy places the organism in Eukaryota, Fungi, Ascomycota, Pichiomycetes, Serinales, Debaryomycetaceae. Bases 1 to 2844 code for a protein of 947 amino acids.
AUGUCCACCACCAAAAAAGGCAUUUGCUAUCGAAUUGGAGAUUCAUCAUCCUCCCACAUUUUGCCGAUAAAUCAAAUCAUCUACUCCCCUACUCAACGUGAAUUGUUUACUGCGGGAAGGGAUGGGUCGGUAAAAGUGUGGGAGAAUGGUGACGGUGGUCUGUUUAGAAGCAAUGAAGAUCAAACCCGAAAUGAAAGGGAGCAGUGUUUGAAAUUGGAACAAGCGAUUUCAGGCCGAAAGGUCCAAUACGUUUUUCCAGUGGAUGCUAUUCACUUGAAAGGUUCAGUUCAAAUUCACAAUGAUUGGGUUAAUGAUAUCGAAUUGAUUGAGACUGAAAACACUAUAAUAACUUGCAGCUCUGAUUUAAGCUGCAAAUUGUUGAACACUAAGCUCCAAGAAACAACAACUCUCCCGCCCAUCCAUACAGAUUAUGUUAAAAGGGUGGUAGCUACUCAAGAUGGAUUUGUUUCAGGUGGUUUGGAUAAGAAAAUCAUCAAUUGGGACCUUCAAAAGUUGCGCGCUGUGCUGGUAAUGGAUAAUGAAUGUGGAAUAUAUUCAUUAUCUAGCGAAUCAAGAACAGUCGCAACUGGGGGGCAGAGCCUGGUUGUUAAUUUGUAUGAUGUUCGAUCCACAACGAAAAUAAGAUCACUUAUUGGACAUCAAGGAAUGGUGCGCUGUCUCCUCCAAGAUGGCCAUUUCAUCUUGUCAGGAGGCAGCGAUACCACAAUAAAGCUUUGGGAUUUGCGCACGUUCAAAGUGUAUAAAAAUUUUGACAUUCAUGAUUUUCCAGUGUGGGCCAUGCUGGGAGAUGCUAAAUGCUUUUACUCAGGAGAUCGGGGUGGUAAUAUUGUCAAGACCGAUUUGUCAAAUUUGUUUGUUAAUAAAACUGAUAGGUAUUUCGAAAAUACAUUUACAACAAAUGAAUGCACCUCUAUUGAUGAACAAUUGGGGAUUUCAACAAUAAUUGCCAAGAAUGAGUCGCCAAUUUUAUCAAUUUGUCAUAAUGAGGAUUCAAUUUUUAUUUCAGAUUAUGAUUCAUUAAGUAGAUAUGUUAACCCAGAUACUUCAACGCUUGCCCAAUAUCAGUUCUUGAAAACGUGCCUUGAUUAUUCACCCAGUGAUGAUUUACUGGAUGAAGCACAACCAAAUGAUGAUUUGAAUUCAAUGUUUUAUGAUUUGGUGAGUCAUUUAUCGGUUGAUACAGCAAAUAAUGAGUUGCAGAGUAAUUACUCCGUUGAGCAAGAAGAGCCAACUGAAUCAUAUAAUUCUAUGUUUCUCAAUGUCAAUGGAGGACCAUCGACUGAAUUUGUCAACGCAUAUCAACUGGAUCUUACUGUAUCGGACGAGUUUGUUGACACCACACCAAUUGAGAUUUUGCUCAAUCCGACUGAUCAAAUCACGCCAAUUCCAUUCAAUUUAAAGCCUAUUGCAAGGUAUGAGAUUGUUCCGCAUAGUGUUGUUUCAAAAAGGAUACUUAAUAAUAAACGACAAAUAAUGGCAUUGUAUUUGAAUGGUGAUAUUCGCAUGUGGGAUAUUUUAAUUUGCAAAGAGUUGAAAAAUUUUCCAAGCCGCCAUGGGAAACUCCUCACAGGGAAGGAAUUGGAGUACCGACUUAAGGAAAUGGAUGAUUUGGUGCAGCAAUACCAGAGUCUGGAUACUCUCAACAAUUGGUGCGAAGUCGAAAUUAAAGCGGGAAAAUUGUUGGUUACUAUAAAGGAUACAUCUGUGAUGAACGUGGAGAUUUACUAUGAUGACAUGGUAAAGGAUUACCCGUUCCUUGCCAUAGAUCAUCCUGAAACAAUUGCACGAAUGGGUAAUCACAAAAUUGCUGUUGGUGAUGACGAUCGGUUCCACCUUGGGUUGAUUUUGUUGAAUUCGAUUUUCCAUGGGUAUACCAUGUAUGAAUGGGUGUUUGAUGAGUUAUUACGGGAGGAAAUUCGCCUACAGAAACCAAGUGAUAGUGAUAGUGUCACCAGUAGGUUAAAGAGUUGGCGAAAAUCUUCCAAAAGAAGUCUCACUGAAGCAUCACCAAUAAACUCAGCCAAUGUUAGCGUUAACGAGAUGCCCAUCAAUCCACCACUAAGUGAGUUUCUUAAUACACCAGAGGAGAAUUUGGCAAAGGCGGUUCCCCAGUACAAUGACACCAUCAUGUGUUUGUUACAGGCAAACAAAAGGAUAUAUCAAGAGAGGCCGAAAUCAGGCGAAUCAGUUCUACGAGUCAACCACGUCAACCCAUGUUUAGCCUCUGAUGAAGAUGAGUUGAAAUAUUUCCCCGUCAUCAAUGCCAAACAUUUCCCACUGGAUAUGAAUGUGAUUUUAUUUGAGUAUUCACCAGAAUUGGGCAAUUACCGUGAUUUGAGCUACUUUAAAAUUAGUGACAUCAAUAACCUACCUGAGUUUCCUCAACAAGAACUCAUCAAUGAGUUGCGUUGUUCAAUACCACGUUGGAUUGGACAACCAAUCCUCUACAAUCGAUUCAAUAUCAAAGAGUCACCGAAGAUUACUUUCCGUUUGCUUGAAGUAGAUUAUUUCAACCUACCACCAACAGUAAAGAUUGGAGGUAAGUCACAACGCAAGAUCAAAUCCCUACCAGCUUUGGAGAGUAGUAUCAAGUUGACAUCACAUAACAUGUUGAGGGUGUCAAAGAUCCUAUAUUUUCUCACCGACAAGUUCGAAGCUAGUACAAAAGAGAUGAAGGAUAAGAAGUUGAAACCAACAGAUUGGCUAGUAUUGGAAUGCAAGGGACAAGAGCUUAGCAAUUCAAUGACGUUGCAAACGAUCAAGACAAAGAUUUGGAAAAGCAGCACUGAUAUUGAGUUACGUUUCAGGAGAAAAUUUGAUUAG